AUGGCUGCGUCUGGCUUGAACUAUGUUCGGAUCCCUAUUGGGUACUGGGCGGUAAUCAAGCUCGAUGGAGAGCCGUAUGUCGACGGUCAGCUGGAUUUGCUGGACAAGGCAAUCCAGUGGGCGCGAGAGACUGGAAUAAAGGUUAUGAUUGACCUCCAUGGAGCCCCGGGGUCUCAAAACGGAUUUGAUAACAGUGGACGUCGUGGUGACGUCAAAUGGGGUACUGGCGACACAAUAAACCAAACCCUCAGAGCCGUUCGUGGUCUUGCCGAACGCUACGCCAAAAUCACCGACGUUGUCACGUCCAUCGAGUUGCUCAACGAACCUGCACCCCAAAACGGAGUCAAUCUAGAUCAGCUCAGGCAGUUCUAUAGGGAUGGCUGGGGCACUGUCUGGGACAGCAAUCAGCAGAAUACGCUUGUCGUGCUUUCUGAUGCCUUCCAAGAUCCACUGUCCUGGAACGGCUUCAUGACUGCCGCCACCGGUAUGGUCAAUACCGUCUUGGAUACCCACCACUACCAGGUCUUCGACCCUGCGCUCGUCGCUUGGAAUAUCGAUCAGCAUGUCCAGGUGGCCUGCAACUUUGGAAAGGAGAAGGUCUCUAAAACGGACAGGCCCACCAUCAUCGGUGAAUGGUCCGGAGCCUUGACUGACUGCGCCAAGUAUCUGAACGGCCGCGGUAGGGGAGCACGAUAUGACGGGAGUUUCCCGGACUCGAAAUAUAUUGGAAGCUGUAAUGGAAAAUCUGUCGGGUCUGUGCAAGCUCUUCCUGAUCAGGAUAAGCAAAACAUUCGACGCUUCAUUGAGGCCCAGCUGGAUGCGGCUGAGAUGGGUGCUGGUUGGGUAUUCUGGACCUGGAAGACAGAGGGUGCGCCGGAGUGGGACAUGCAGCAGCUCAUGCAGCAAGGAGUAUUCCCGCAGCCAUUGACUGACAGGAGAUUCCCAAGGUGCUAA
Molecule: messenger RNA, 954 nt
Organism: Ophidiomyces ophidiicola
Lineage: Eukaryota; Fungi; Ascomycota; Eurotiomycetes; Onygenales; Onygenaceae
Exons: 2
Coding region: 1-954 (317 amino acids)
Biological process (GO): glucan catabolic process
Cellular component (GO): cell surface; extracellular region
Molecular function (GO): glucan exo-1,3-beta-glucosidase activity
Source: RefSeq, a predicted model, not a curated record